AACAAGACUUAACAAGCUGAUUAAAUUACUUGUAUGUCGCAUGAUUCUUAUGCGGAAUGAAUUCGCAUAUAAACGGAUUGAACGGGUAACAGAAAUCAGUGUCUCCAUCACAGUGCGUACAGUACAACUACGACAACAUGAAGACAGUAAUUGGAGUUAUUUGCGUCAUAUUAGCGGCACAAUGCGUAACUGCAGCAUGCCCUAGUCUAAAGACCUUCACUACGGAACUGAAGCCGGCUUGUGAUAUAAAAGACAUUUACAUCAAAUGGCCCAAUUAUGCGAAUCAAAGCACUUACUAUACCUGCUUUGGCGUGGGAAAUCCAGUCUUGACACCAUGCCAAAGUGGUAACUAUUUUACUUAUGUAUAUCAACAAUGCAAUGCAUGCAACGAGUAUAUACCGCCUCCGCCAUGUGAAAAUCUCAAAACACAAAAUACUCCCAUUUGCGUUGCAAUUGGUAGUGAUGGUUCUGGUGGUAAUAGUAGCAGCGCAGCAACUACAACAACAAUAGGCUAUCCAACACCAUACUAUCCAAGUACGCAAAGCACAACAACAACAACAAGAACCACAACAAUCAGGACAACAAGGACACCUGCUAAUGCAACUACCACAACAACUACAAGCCCAACUACAAACUCAUCAGGUGUUCCGACCCCACCAAAUGCCAGCACUACAUACCCUGGACCACCAUCUCCAGUAACUUCCGCCCCAAAUGUACCUACACCUCCAACACCAGCAGCAACACCACCAGUGAUUGAUUUAACUCCUCCUGAUGCAUAAGCACCAAAAUUAUUUAAAAUUCAAUAUUAAAAAAAUGUUAAAUCUUGUAUUUUAGAAAGAAAGUAAUAAAUGCUGUCUCAUUUUGAA
Bactrocera oleae (olive fruit fly) is the source of this 866-nucleotide messenger RNA. RefSeq names its product peritrophin-55. The record is from RefSeq and is a predicted model, not a curated record. Gene Ontology annotation, cellular component: extracellular region. Lineage: Eukaryota; Metazoa; Arthropoda; Insecta; Diptera; Tephritidae. Gene Ontology annotation, molecular function: chitin binding.